Messenger RNA from Symbiodinium pilosum, 1604 nucleotides. The record is from the annotation of a GenBank genome assembly. NCBI's taxonomy places the organism in Eukaryota, Dinophyceae, Suessiales, Symbiodiniaceae.
AUGUGUGCAGCUCCUGGGGGGCCUGUGAUGGGCUUCGUGGGCUGCCUCUCGGACUUUGGAGGUUCCUGCAACGGCUCAAGCUGGCCUUGUCAGCCUUGCCAGGGAAGUGGCGGGAUGUCCAUGCUUGCUCCAGGUCCUUGCCAGGUGAUGGAGUUCGCCGGGCCUUACUCUCAGCAGCAUGAUGCGUAUGACGCGGAUCCCAGCAGCCACUGUAGCCCUCCUGAAGAGGAUUACUCUGAGCGCAUCCGCGCUGCACAACUUCAAGCACGCUAUGAGCAGCGGCUGAAGUCCAAGGAUCAAGAGCUCCGACAUCUUCAAGAACGACUGAAUCGACAGGAGGAUCAGACGGCCAAAAUGCAGGCAGAGUUUGAGCGCGAUCGGCAGGGUUUGUUGUACAAUCUCAAUCAGCUGUCCCACGCUGUGGCCACUGAACGGAAGGGCCAGACACAGUGGGGAGAGCGACCCAAGAAGCGAGAGAAAGACGUGCCAAGCUCUGAGGGACCCAAGCCUGAGCGUCGGGAAGGCGUAGCAGCUGCCCCACGGGCACGACUUCACGGAAGCCACAAGGAGAGCAUCCGCCAGGAGCCUUCAGGAGACAAACGAGACCGAACAGCUGGCGUUUCGAGGCCUCCCGCGACUGGGACGCUGUGGAGUGGUGACCGUUUCGAAAAGUAUGCGCGGCAAACGCCGGGGGCCUUUGAGCUGAGGGAGAAGGCAGAUGGUUCUGGGUGGACUUUGAGGCUUCGCUUCGAGGAUUUAAGCCCGCCUCUAAACGACGAGGGCAUGCAGGUCUUCUGCCGAUGGCUCCACCAAUCGAUGCAGAGGAUGCGCGAAGACAAGGGUCUGCGCUCCAUGCGCAUGGUUGAGGCUGAGGUCUCCUUCGCCUGGAACUACAUGGGUGAUGAGGCUGUUGGACGCCUGCUGCAGGCGCUCCAACGGUCGGAGCUCCGCGUGUCUUCCUUGAACUUCAGCGGCAACGGCCUGGGGCCAGCCGGCGCCUCUCAGAUCGGCGACUUCGUUCAGGAGGCUAGCUUCGGAGUCCGGGAGAUCUCCUUGUCCUACAACCUCCUUGACGAGGCAGUGGUGAUGGACCUGCUGGCCAUGUUCGUCGACCAUGGCAAAUACCCAUUGCGACGAAAUGGCAAGGCCGAUCCUGUUAAGCUUAUGCUAAGCAACAAUGGCCUCCAUACCUCCAAGCUUCUGAAGAGGAUCGGAGCAAUGGGGCUGUCCUUACAAUCCAACAGGGCCCGUUCGGCGAGGGAAUGGCUUGUGCUAAAGAACGGCGUGGACUUGCUUAGGCUUCCGGAUUUUGAGAUGCAGGAGCAAAUGCAAGAACUUGGCUCGGACAGUGAGCACCGUGAGCAUCUUGACUGGGCACCAGACCGCCUCUCUGGCCUGUCAGGGAUGAAGCUGGAGAGAACCAAGCCCCUUCCUCGGCCAACUCCGAAGAGCGCGGUGGCCGCAGUUGCAAGGCCCGAUGCUUUGCGAGCUGCAUCGAGCCCCACAAGUGGAUUUGGCGUACCCGAGCAGACGCCAGAGCCCGAUGUGCAGAUGCAGACGGCACCAAAGCAGGAGGAGAAGGAGAAGGAGCCCUUCCGCCAGCA